AUGUUCCGGGCCCUCUCUUCCAACUUUGAGUCAGAGAGAUGUAUGCUAUGGGAGGGACAAUGCCAGUCAGUAGCUUGUGCUGGCGAUAGCGGGACACAAUUGGGCACAAACAUUUCUUUUUUUCCGAAGUGCAGGGAAUGUGGGUGUGUUGUGCGGUGUUUGUUUGGGGGGGGGGAAAGAGGCAAAAAGAGCAGGUGCCGCAGAAGGAGAAGAGGGCGACUCGUUCCGCGGGAUGCGAGAGGGAUCCCGCGCUGGUGUGGGCCUCCGCGGUUCCGCGGAACGGAGUGCGGGGAGGCGCGCGGUGACUCGUUGCUGUUGUUGUUGUCGAGGCUAAACGACUCUCUCUCUUGGGACCGUGGGGACCACGUAGUAGGAAGCUGGAAAGCCUUCUCGACGGUCUGUUCAGCGGGGGCAAGACAAGAUAUUGUAGUGUUGGAACCGGAGAACAGGGCGAGCCUCCGCUCACAUCGCAGUUGA
Messenger RNA from Huiozyma naganishii CBS 8797, 477 nucleotides. RefSeq lists its product as uncharacterized. The record is from RefSeq and is a predicted model, not a curated record. Bases 1 to 477 code for a protein of 158 amino acids. NCBI's taxonomy places the organism in Eukaryota, Fungi, Ascomycota, Saccharomycetes, Saccharomycetales, Saccharomycetaceae. The transcript has a single exon.